UGAAUAACAGCAUUAUAUUUUUAAUAUUAUUAUUUUAUUUUACACACAGUACAGUUUGUUUUAUAUCAUAUCUGCUAAUAAUGUUCAGUGAAUUAUGAUCAUUGGAUUACUGUCUCAAAUUAAUAACUCGUAAACAGUUGUUGUAUUAAGUUCUAUUUGAUCUUUGUAUAUUGUAUAAUUUUCUCCGUACUUCUUUAGACAAAUUAUUUUAUAUGUAUACUGAUAAAUUAAGGUAAUAUCAAUACCUUACUUAUUUACCAGGUAUCAUAAUUAAAUACUAGCUGUAUUAACCCUAAAGAAACCAAUGGAUUUGGUAACUUAUGAAUCCCUUGUAACAAAUACAAAAGCGGCUUUGGCUGAUAAUAUUCAAAAGGACGAAAGGAAUUCAACAUUUUAUAAACAUUUAACAUCUCUUUUGGAAGACUGUGUAAUGUGUAUCACUCAGACUUUUGAUAUGGCUGUAGACUUACUUUUGGAUCCAAAUGUAAGAAUAAGUAAGUUGAUUGAUUACAUAAGUAAUGCUGCAUGGAUAAUACAGAUGCUUUCCAAAUUUUUGAAGAAAGUUGUUGAUUCUGUAUCAAUGUCCUGUUGUUCUGUGAAAAUAUUUCCGACUGCCACUGGACAUAUUCUAUUAAAUGUUUUCAUGCAUUGUAAAGAUAGUGAAUCUAUCUAUGGAAGAAAUUUGGUUAAUGUAGAAACAGAAUUAAAAGACUUAUUCCGUGCCUGUCAUGAACUUCAGCUCACCUAUUUGAUGAUAUUAGAAAAACACUUUGUAUUUAAUUUGAAUGAAGCAGAAGAACAGGAUAUACUGCUUGAAGCAUUACAUAUGAAUUUGGAGAUAGGAAAUAUUGUGCAGAGUUUGGAUGUGAAAACUAUGGCAGAGCAAUGGAAAGGUUUUAUAGUAGUAUGUGAAAAGUAUUCCAAUAAUCUUAUGGAUAAAAAUAUUUACAAUGAUUGUACAAAAAUACUUUGUGCAAUGGCCACAAAUAAUAUGAGUACUGCAAUAGAUAUUGAACAAGAUGAGAAAGUUAUUGUAAGAUCCUUGAAAGUGGCAAGUUUCACAAUUAAAAUAUUAUUAAAAGUUACAAAUAUUUUCAAGUAUGCCACAUUUAAAGAAUGCGAUCACAUUGUUGACCUGAUGGUUUAUAUUUACUUACACACUGAGUCUUAUUUGGAAUUAAUGGCAACAAAGUCACUACAAUUUUCACAUUUAUUCAGAAGUAAUGUAUUAAAUCCAGCAGACAGCUUGCUGAAAGAAAUCCUAUUAGAUGAAGUAUUUAUGAAUUGUAUAUUUCAUUAUAAUGUAAAUAUAAUAAAAGAGGAUGACAAACUACUGGGGUUUAUAAUUCUCCUAAUAGCAAUUAUGAAGAUUUUUCUGGAAAACCCUCAGAAAUAUGCCUUUUCUAAAUACCAACUACUUAUACGUGUUUUCGAUGUGGUAUCGCAGUGUCAUGUUUGGUUCAACAUAGGUCUAAAAUUUGAAAGAGUAAAUAAUUGUAAUAAUCGGCAGCUUACAUAUGGAUUGUAUGAAUACCUUCUUACUCACACAACAGCAUUUAUGAUGACUCUAAAUCAGGAAGAUACAAAUUUUGUUAAGAGAUAUAUGUAUAAUAUACUGCUUAGUACAGACUGUUAUUGCUCACUUUUUGCAUCAAAUAUAUGGUUUUUAAUAUCUAGAAUUCACAACCAUCAACUGGAUGACGUAGUAGUAUUAUGUCGAGUCUACCAAAAACUAGAGAGUAAUGUAUUAUUUCCGAACACGCCACAACAAGUUCAUCUUAGUUACAUAAUCGGUAGAUUAUUUGAAACAAUGUCUAAUGAUGACAAAUUAAAACUAUAUACACAAUUUAGUCCAAUAUUAGACAAAACAAAUCUUUCAUUAUGGACUACUCUUAGGAUUGAGAAUUUACCUGUAGAUUUACAAUACAGGACCCUAGAGGAAGUAACAGAUAAAUGUAAGCUGCUAUUGGAUGUACUGUUUGAAGGGUGUGUGCAGACUCAAGCUGAAAUCUUUACUUUGGCACAAUUAAUGAAACUUACAGCUACUGGUUCAGGAAUAACUGAUGUUUCAAUGAAAGACUAUAUUCUCAAUUCAUGGGCAAAAGGGUGUCCGAACCAUAAUGUUAUUUUUUUAAAAGAUCUAGAUAAUAGUAGAAUUUGGUAUCUGAAAUAUAUUGAAGCAUUGACACUUCUAACAAUAUCUGUAAAGUCUUUGAUACUUGAUAGUCAAGAUGUAAUGAUGAUACUCCAUGUAGUUGCAUGUAUCUGUCAAAAUGGAUACACGGAAAUAAAAUUAUUGUUAAGUGAAUUAUCAUGUAUAUUGACUAAUAAUAUUGUACAAGACGAGCACAAACAUAAUAUAGACUGUCUAUUGGUUGAAAUAUUUAAAUAUUUAUUUCAAGAUACUAAUGCAAAUGUGAGAAAUAAAUUACUUAGAAUAUUAAGUAAAUAUAAUCACCAUCCAAAUAUGGAAGAAAUUAUGGCGUUAAUUAUUAGCGAAAACCAUUCAAUAGCAGAGAUUUGGAGCUAUUUUGUAGAGCAUCAAACAUCGAAAAAUCAUGAAUAUUAUAGUCUUAAACAACAAUUAUUAUCUACAAAAGAUUUUAAAUACAGUCAUAUUUGUUCUCACAAUGAUGAAAAUACCCCACACAGCGUUUGUAAAACGACCAGCGGGAAUUUUGAAUUUGCUGAUAUAGAUACAUUCUUUAAUGAAAGUGAUGCAGAACCCGUGUCUAAAAAAGUUAAAUUAUAUGCCAAUGAGGUUGAAGAUAUUGUAAAUAGACUGGAAAUGGAUACUACAUCGUUGUGUAAACUGACAGAAAACAUAUCUGAUUUCGAGCAAAAAAGAAGAAUAGAAAAUAUAUGUAAUAAAUUAAAAUCUCUUACUGGUUAAAAUAAUAUAUUGUAUAUACACAACUUGAUCGUUUUUUAAUUUUCUGACCUACUGAAUUGUCGUUGUACUGGAAUAAAACAAAAACAUAUUUCACAUUUAUAUUUAUUGUUGUGUUAAAAAAAUCUUUACAAAUAAGUGAAAUAUAAUAAUUGUAGAAUAAUAAGUAAAGCAGGUAUUACACUGCCAUAUUUCUAAUUUAAAGAUAGACAAAUAUAUCCAGAGAUCAAAAAGAGAUAUCGGUAUUAUGUGCCGCGACUUGGUUAUAUAAAUCAUAACCAUAUAUGGGAGUGUAAUACCGGGCUGUGAGAAAACUUAAAAUAGAUUUAAUUGAUACUCGGAGGUAAUAAGACCUUAGUUCACGUCGCAAACAGUAUCAACUAACAUCAGUCAUCAGCACUCGAAUUUAACAUUACCCUACAUUUGCCGACACAUACUUGCUACAGCUGUACAAUACUGUAAACCAUGUACAAAUGUCGAUCAUUACAGCAACAAUUACUAAAUAAAUUCUAGUUUAAAGUAUCUAACAUUCACGUCAUCUUAGCCUACGCAUCUUAUUGAUCUUUUAUUGUGAUGGCCUUAUUAGAAAAGUAAUUGAAAUUUGGCUAACUAAUUAUAAAAUAUGAAUAUUAUUAUAAUAUUGCCAUAAAACAUUGACAGCGAACUUAGCUAUUUCAAUAAAGCAUAAAGCCUAAAGCAUAUUAUACAGCUAAAUCUUAAAGGAAAUUUAAAGUACACAAUAAAUUAUAGAGUAAAUAAUAAUGAUACAGUAGAAUAAAAAAUAUUGAGUUGGAAUCAUUAACUGAAGUUGCAUAAGUUCUGUUUAAUCUUACAUAACUCUGAUGCCUUGAAUUAGUUUGUAAGGGAUGUACUAAUGUCUAAUUUUUUUAAUAUAAAUAAUUCGUGCUUUAUCCACAGUGCAUUGAGAAAACGGUCUACUUAUUGAGUAGUUAUCAAGACUGGCGAGCGAACGAAAAUAAUAUAAAUGUAUCUUUUCUCUGUAGUCAAUCUCUCAUUUCUGGUACAAUGUAGUCUUAGUAACUACUCAUUGACAGACUGCGAAUAUUUUGUGACAUAAACAUCCAAAGACGAAAACACCUUAUGAGUAUGUUUAAAAGACAUAAUUUGUGCGAAAUAGUUACAUUUUGUAAUAAUAUUGUCUCUUUCAUUUAACAGUCUAGGAAAUUUUCUAUUUGUCACAAGUUAUAUUAUGAUGAUCCAAUUACAAUUGGUUUAGUGGACUUUGAUCUGUCGAAAAAAUUAAUAUCAACGUUGUAAUAUCACUCGCAACAGUUUGAUUCAAUAUUGCUCUUAUGUACAGUGAUCGUAGGAAGUAGAAUUAACAAGACAAACGUUUACUAUUUUAUAUUUAUAUAUAUAUAUAAUAUUGGUAUUAUAAUAUUUUUUUUAAGCUUACAUCAAUAACUACUCCUUUAAAUGUUCUGAGGAUGUAAAUAAAUUGAAUGAAUUACUUCAACUCUUGUCGUAUUACAAUUUAAGCACCGGAUUUUAACAUAAUAUUGCACAAUGUACGUCGAAUUAACGUCUUCAGUAGUGUGCAGUUUUAAGUAAAUAAUAUGCUUGCUUUAAGUGAUUAAUUACUGACUUUAAAUAAUACUAAGUUAAUUCUAAUAUGUUAGGAUACAAAACCUACACAUUGAAAAAUACUUAUUUACUUAGGCCAAUUUAUAUCUUACUUAAUCGUAAGAUAUAUUAUAUCGUAAGAUACACAUUACAAUAAUUCUCAAUAUGAUCUGCUUUUCGUGACAUCUAACUUUUACUUAAACUUAAACUCUUGGCACAAAUAAAACGAUAGGAUUCGGAUUUGCAUCACUAUACAAUACAAUAACUAACAGAAAAUGUAUAUUGUUGAGCUCGACGAAGUCACUUAUCUGUUAGGAAACUGUAUACGCGAGACACAAUAAGUUUACAUAAUAUCAUUACUAAAUAAAUAAAUGACUCGCAUUCGAUAUAAUCAUUUGUAUUUUAGAGAAAUUCAAUUGCGUUAAUAAUUACAUAAAUAAAGUCCUAAUAUCUAAAUACCCUCAGAACAAUUAAUAUGUAUAUAAAAUUCAGUUCUUUAUUAGGAUUAUUUGGCAUCUAUCACCAAUAUUGAUAGUCUACUUUAAACAUGGUAUACGAAGGUGAAAUACCUAAUCGAUUAUGCGCCUUUUAAACUAAAACACAUACAAAAUCGCGCUCUCAUUGCACGAUUGGAUUCCCUGCCGAACCUAAAUUUCCUCCUUAUCACGCACACAUACGCGUUAAGUCUGCGUACACGCCGUCACAGUUGCCACGGUCGUCACACUCGCCACAGCGGCCGAGCACGCACGCACACCCGCGCCAUCAUCACUCCUCGGCAUCGCUCAUAUACCGAUAUGCAAUAAACACGAAACCAAUGUCUUGUUUAGUCGUAAAAUAGCCUCUUCCAAUACUUUAUUUACUGAUUUGUCAUAAGGCCAAAUGUAUAAUCGUAAAAUUUAAUGGCAAACAACCUACAAGUGAAUUACAAUACAAAAUGUCGCAGUCAGGAGUCCUUGUUAAAAAGUACAAUCAUAUUAAAACAACGAGAAUGAACUUUCAUUAAAAUUAUUAGUUUGGCUAAGUCAAUAUACCUAUAGUAAAUCAACGGACGAUUAUACUCGUAUGUUAACGGGAUAUUACUCUUCUGCGUACUCAAUAGAGUACAAAAUUGUGCAUUAAAUAAAUUUUAAUGAUCUUGAAUUUUUUGUAUUUAUAUAUAUAGUGUCUUCUAUAGCACAGAUGGACUGUUUCACACCAUUUUUCAGUCAACAAUCUUGACUGAUA
Achroia grisella is the source of this 5698-nucleotide messenger RNA. RefSeq names its product FIGNL1-interacting regulator of recombination and mitosis-like. The record is from RefSeq and is a predicted model, not a curated record. The transcript is spliced from 11 exons. Lineage: Eukaryota; Metazoa; Arthropoda; Insecta; Lepidoptera; Pyralidae. Bases 305 to 2893 code for a protein of 862 amino acids.